AUCCUAAAAUAGCUAAAAACCUCAUCCAAAUAAGAGGACUUUCAACCACCACGAAACAGAGCAAGAGAAUGGCGACAUCAUUAGCCAGACCACCGGGUACUACGUUCUCCUCCAUGAUGGACUCUUCAAGAAUCAUACGGAAGCCACCACCAUCAUCUACCAUCGUGUCCAUCAAAUCCCAUCGGAGCACAGAAAUUUCAAAAAGAGCUUUGUUGAAUGUAGGGCUGGGUUUCAUGCCUCUAGUCACCAUCCGUCCUCCUCCCUCGAGUUCCAGGGAAGUUGAGGUCGGCUCUUACCUUCCGCCAUCGCCAAGCGUCCCUUCUUUUGUCCUCUACAAAGCCAAACCCACUGACACUCCUGCUCUUCGUGCUGUUGGUUUCAGGAAACGUGGAGCCAUACACAUUUAUGCUUCCUCCUACUUGGAAACAGACUCGUGUAGCAAACAUCUUAUCCGGUAACUACUGCCAGCCCAAGUGCGCAGAGCCGUGGGUUGAGGUAAGGUUUGAGGAUGCAAAGCAGGGGAAAGUUCAGGUGGUGGCGUCUCCUUUGGUACGCCUUACCAAUAAACCAAAUGCCAAAAUUGAGGACAUUGGGACCCCAGAAAAGGUCAUCGCUUCUCUUGGCCCUUUUGUCACUGGGAACACUUAUGACCCUGAUGAGCUCAUUCAAACUUCCAUUGAGAAGCGUGGUGGUCUAACGUACUACAGGUAUGUUCUGGAAACUCCUUACGCUCUUACCGGGUCCCACAAUCUUGCAAAAGCAACAGCGAAGGGAGACACAGUUGUCCUCUUUGUGGCCAGUGCCAAUGAGAAGCAGUGGCAAUCAUCACAGAAAACUUUAGAAGCCAUUCUUGAUUCCUUUGAACUGUAGUUUCUUUCUUUAAUGGAAGAGCCCUUCUAAUCCCAUUUUGAUAUCAUAGAAGAGAGCCCAUUCUUGAUUUUGUUCUUUUUUAUGGCAAAAGAAGCAAACAAGUCAAUGUUUGUAUCAAGUGCAUAUAAAACAUUUCCCUUGAUGCUUUUAAAGUUGUAAAGUUUAACUUAAGCUUCGUUCAAUAUAUACUCAAUUUUUUUGGCAAA
Molecule: messenger RNA, 1076 nt
Organism: Cuscuta epithymum
Lineage: Eukaryota; Viridiplantae; Streptophyta; Magnoliopsida; Solanales; Convolvulaceae
Source: the annotation of a GenBank genome assembly